GUAAGUAUUUCAUUCUGGAAAAGAUCAUAAGAGAUCCUCGGUGUUUCAUCCUAUCAAUGAAGGGCUUUGCCACACUCUUUUGUUUAUCAUUUUUCUCAAUAUCCACUGCAGUGGACACCUUGAAUGUAACUCAGUCAAUUAGAGAUGGAGAGACGAUAGUUUCAGUAGCUGGAAUAUACGAAAUAGGAUUCUUUAGCCCCGGUGCUAGCAGGAAAAGAUACUUGGGAAUAUGGUACAAGAAAAUGUCUGUCCAGAAUGUUGUAUGGGUGGCCAACAGAGAAGUGCCCCUCAAUGAUUCAUCAGGUGUGCUAAAAGUUACCAACCAGGGGAUUCUAGUCCUUCUAAAUCAUGAUGGUGGCAUCGUUUGGUCUUCCAACGCAUCCAAACCUGUUCGUAGUCCAGUAGCACAGCUCUUGAAUUCAGGAAACCUCAUUGUGAAAGAGAAGAAUGACACUAAUCCUGAAAACUUCUUGUGGCAGAGCUUUGAUUAUCCUUGUGAUACACUUCUACCAGGCAUGAAGCUAGGAAGGAACUUCAAAUCAGGUCUGGAUAGUUACCUGUCAUCCUGGAAGAGUCUUGAUGAUCCUUCUCGUGGUAAUUUCACAUACCGGUAUGAGGUUGGUGGAUUUCCAGAGCUGAAACUGAGAGAGGGAUCAAUCGUCCGUUUUCGCAGUGGCCCUUGGAAUGGAAUGCGGUUUAGUGGCACAACUGGACUAAAACUAAACCCUAUAUUUACUUUCGGAGUUGUGUUCAACAAGAGGGAGGUAUAUUACAGUUACAAGGAUCGUAAGGAGUCAAUUCCUUCGAGGAUGGUGUUAACUCAGAAUGGACUUUGGCAGCGCCUCAAUUGGAUUGAUAGAAAACAAAGUUGGGAUGUUUAUACAACAGUACAAAAGGAUGACUGCGACAAUUAUGCACAGUGUGGUGCAAAUGGUAGCUGCAACAUAAAUGACUCCCCUGAAUGCAGUUGCUUGAAAGGAUUUGUGCCGAAAUUUCCAAAUCAAUGGAACAUUAAACAAUGGUCAGAUGGGUGUGUCCGAAAGACACCAUUAAACUGCUCUACUGAUGGCUUUAUAAAGUACUCUGGGGUCAAGUUGCCAGAUUCAGGAAAAUCCUGGUUUAACUACAGUAUAAACCUUGAUGGGUGCAAGAAUCUCUGUAAAAAAGACUGCUCCUGUACUGCUUAUGCAAAUUUGGAUAUACGAGGAGGAUGGAGUGGUUGCCUGCUUUGGUUUGUUGACUUGAUUGAUAUUAGAAAUUUCACUGAAAAUGGGCAAGAAAUUUAUAUAAGGAUGGCUGCAUCAGAACUAGGCCAAACUCAGAGUACUAAAUCCAAUGGCAAGAAAAGAAUGAGGAUUGCAGUCAUGUCUGUAAUAUCUGCAGCAGUGUUGAUCUUCGGGCUAGCCCUGGUCAUGUAUUGUUGGAGGAAGACGUACCGUAUAAUGCCUGGAUUGCUGAACUUUCUCCAUGUAAUCAGUUCUAAUGUCAAAAAUCUUAAGGAGGAUCUAGAGUUACCAUCUUUUGACUUAUCCACAAUUGCCUGUGCAACCGAUAACUUUUCGCCAGAAAAGAAACUCGGAGAAGGUGGCUUUGGAUCUGUCUAUAAGGGUGUCUUCAAGAAUGGACAAGAGUUUGCUGUGAAGAGGCUAUCAAAGAGUUCUAGACAAGGACUUGAUGAGUUCAAAAAUGAAGUCAUACACACUGCAAAACUUAAGCACAGGAACUUAGUGACACUUCUAGGAUGCUGUAUUGAAGCCGAUGAAAAGUUAUUGAUCUAUGAAUUUAUGCCUAACAAAAGCCUCGACUUCUUUAUUUUUGAUCAAUGUCAAAGCAUGUCACUUGAUUGGCCUACUCGUUACCACAUUAUCAACGGGAUAGCUCGUGGGCUCCUUUAUCUCCAUCAAGAUUCAAGGCAAAGAAUAAUACACAGAGAUAUGAAAGCUGGUAAUGUUCUAUUAGACAAUGAAAUGAAUCCGAAAAUUUCAGACUUUGGCCUGGCUAGAGGUUUUGGAGAAAAGGAAGCCAGAGCUAGUACAAAGAAAGUGAUUGGAACAUAUGGUUACAUGGCUCCAGAGUAUGCAAUUAAUGGAGUCUACUCGACUAAAUCUGAUGUCUUUAGCUUUGGUGUACUGGUACUAGAGAUACUGAGUGGGAAGAGAAACAGGGGAUUCUGCCAUCCAGAUCACCAGCAUAAUCUCCUUGGACAUGCAUGGAGACUAUUUGUUGAAGGGAAAGCAUUGGAGUUAAUUGCAUCACCAAUUAGGGAAACCAGCAAUCCUUGUGAAGUGCUACGGUCAAUUCAUGUAGGUCUGUUGUGCGUGCAACGAAGUGCACAAGACAGACCAAACAUGUCUAAAGUGGUUCUGAUGUUGGGUACUCAAGGUCCCUUGCCUCAGCCUACACAACCAGGUUUUUUCACCGAAAGGGAUCUGGUUGAACCCAGUUCUUCAUCAGGGCAUCGCAAACUGGUGUUGUCUAAUGAUUUCACCAUUACAGAAGUAGAAGCAAGAUAAUUGACAUCACUUAGAAAUGAUCAUUGUCAUUCUUAAUCAUUUUUAUUUUACAGAUGCUUUUGUUGAUUAAGGUUAACCAUGCUUUCCUUCAUGUAAAUUUGAGCAUGAGAAGCAAAGCUAAAACCCAAUGUGAAGAAUAAAGAUGAGAGGACAAUAUGGUUAUCUCUGUAUUGUUUGAAAGAGUAUACUGAAUAUUGUAAAGCUAGCCCUGGUCUUGAAUGUUUGGGAACUAGAGAUAUUAUUGAAUUUAAGAGCUUGCAUGAACUAUGAUCAUCUGCAUGCAUGUGCAGAUGACU
Theobroma cacao (cacao) is the source of this 2809-nucleotide messenger RNA. RefSeq names its product G-type lectin S-receptor-like serine/threonine-protein kinase At4g27290. Gene Ontology annotation, molecular function: ATP binding; protein serine/threonine kinase activity. The record is from RefSeq and is a predicted model, not a curated record. Gene Ontology annotation, biological process: protein phosphorylation; recognition of pollen. Lineage: Eukaryota; Viridiplantae; Streptophyta; Magnoliopsida; Malvales; Malvaceae.